Molecule: messenger RNA, 522 nt
Organism: Fusarium sp. VM40
Lineage: Eukaryota; Fungi; Ascomycota; Sordariomycetes; Hypocreales; Nectriaceae
Source: the annotation of a GenBank genome assembly
AUGAACAACUCAAAUGCACGACACGGAGGUCAUCCAUCAGACUCAAUCCCAGACGCCGCAUAUCCCAACGACGCUCCCUACCGAACAGACGGAGCCUCACCACAAACUAUGAAUCACACUCCUACAUCGCCAUCACCUCAGUACUCACCGCCCUCCCACUUCGGCGCCAGCAUCAACCCUCCAGCACCAUCCUCACCAUGGUCGCCCACAGUCCCGCAGAGUCCACCACCACCAUACGACCCGUCGCGUCCGCCAGCGAUAUACUCACCACUCGGGCCGCCUCCGCUAUCGUCGCCUCCGCCGCAGUACCCGCCCUCAACGCCGUGGCCGGGCAGCGUCGCGGGAUCCAGCGUGCACGGGGCGCCGUAUAAGAUGGGCGCAUCUGCGCAGGCGCGACGGAGGCGCAAGAUGCAGAUUCUUGCGCUGCUGGUGUGUGCGGUGAUUAUCUUCUUCUUUUCGUUGAUUAUGGGGAUUUUGAUGGGUGUUGUUAAGGUGCAGUGGAGGGACAAUCACGAUGACUAG